AUGACUGAUAUUAACGAUUUAUCACCAUUUGUCGACAUUAUUUCAUCACUGUCAGGGGAUGCCUUUUACGACUUCGUUAAACAAUUUGUCGGUGCUGAUGAAGCUGAAAUUUUAAAGAUUCAACAAAUAAAAAAUACUCGAAUUUUAUUACGAGUACCGGACGUCUUUUCAUUUUUUGCGAUCAAAAAUUCUGCAAUAAACGAUUUAAAAGAACGAGCUUGUUUUGUUAAUGAAGAUAUGCAAUAUGUUGUGAAAGCAGGAAUUCAAUCAAAUAUUGACUUAUUCAUUGAUUUUCUGAAGAAGCACCAGGAAUUAAAAUCAAGUGUUCAAGACAAAGAUGAUGGUAAGCUGGAUUCGGCGAAUGCUGUGACACAAAACGUUAUGCCAAACGAAUCGAAGUCAUUUGCACAAAUCUUCAUUCAAAACCUUUUGAAGAAUAUGAAAAAAUCAAGCAACAAUUACAAAUUUGACGAUACUAUCAAUAAAUUUGCAUCAGCACUACAUCUAUUAGCAGGACAUCAUGCUUACGAAUUCAUUCGUAUAAAUUUAUCUGGUGCUUUACCUUCAGCUACGACGAUAAAUAAACACAAUGAAUAUAUUGAUUUACGUUUACGUGAAUGUGAAUUUCGAUUUGAUUCACUGAAAAACUACUUAGAUUCCAUUGAUUCUAAUUUUGUAUUCUCGUCUGAAGAUUCAACUGGUGCAAUCAAGUCAAUAUCAUAUGAUUCUACGGAUGAUUGUUUUAUUGGUUUUUGUUCACCAUUGAUUAACGGUUUACCAUCGAUGAGUAAAUUUAAAACUGAGAAUUAUUAUGAAUUAGAGCAAUGGUCUAAACAUGUCAAUAGAUCAAGUUUAGUUAAUGCACAUUUAAUUGAACCUAUACAAACGAAAGCUUCAUCACAGGUGCACUCAAGGCCGUAUGUUCUUUCAGCUUAUGGAACUGACGACAAGGUCACUGCAUCAGACAUACUUCGACGUUGGUUGCAUAUAUACAACCAAUGUAAGGAACGAGAUAUUCAUGUAGUAGGCUUCUCGUCUGAUUGUGCACCAAAAUACUUGAAGGCUAUGCGGUUGGCAUUAAGAUUUUUUACUCGAGCACCAAAUAUUGAUCUGAUUACUGGAAAUGAAAUGCAUUUGAAUAUCGAUAUUCCACCAACGUGGAGCUUUUUUUUCAUGAACAAUAUUCAACCAUUUCUUUGUAUGCAAGAUGGAAUUCAUCUUAUAACGAAAAUUAGGAAUCGCUUGUUAUCGAGUACAGCGAAAUUGUGCAUGAAUGGUCACGAUAUCGGUGUAAAUUAUCUAUUGCAUAUUCUUGAAAACUAUUCCAAAAUUGAACAUAAUUUGGUUAAAACUGAUGUUAUACCUCAUGACAGACAGAAUUAUUCAUCAUGCGUAAAGAUAACAUCGGAUGAUGUAUUAAAUUUACUCAAUCAAAUAGAUGCCAAAGCUACUUAUGCAUAUUUAUAUGUAUUAAAAUUAUUAAUUCUUACUUAUGUUAAAUCAAAUACUAGUAUUAAGGACCGUUUACUUUUUGGUUGGACGGCUGUUUUCUUCUAUAGAAUGUGGUGGAGUAGUCUUCGAGUUAAUCAAGGUCUUUCUUCACAAGACAAAGACAAAGCUUUCAUUACAAAAUCUGCUUUUUACUCAGCAGAAAUAAACAUUCAUUGCUUGACAUCGAUAAUAAUAUUAGUAUCUACAGGACGAUUACCUCCUUAUUCACUGAAUACAUAUCUCUUUAGUAGCCAAGCAUGCGAAGCUACUUUUCGCACUGCGCGAUCGUUGACUGGCGUAUUCUCAUCAAUCACUAAUUUCUCGGUGCAUGAAUUCAUGAAUAAGAUUGAAAAAAUUUCAAUCUUAAAUCAUAUUAAAUCCUCAGAAGAAUCGAAUGAUACUACUUAUUCGCUGAAAUUUCCGGCUCAUCAUAAGCAUCGGCGAAACGAAGCAACUCGAUCUAUGAAUAGUCAAGAUGCAUUACCGUUAACAUUAGAUGAUAUCGAAAACAUUGUUGUCACAGCAUACCAUGAUGCUGAAUUGAUUAUGAAAGAUUUGAAGUUAACAGAAACAAUGAAAAAGCAUAAAUUAAAUGAUUUGAAUACACUGAAUUCGUUCGUUUUUACUCAAUUAACAAAGUGUUCUACAAUUGAUUAUUCUGCUGUGAGUAGUAUUGACGACGAAGACGAAGACUCAGAUGAUGAUGAUAGUAAUAAUAAUGAUAUUCUCACUGAUUAUUCUGAGAAUGAGCGCGAAUCAGAUGAGGAUUCUUCCGUAAAUGACAACCAAGGCUUAUAUCACUUGAUUGUAUCAAAACAAACGUUCCACGGUAUGAAAAUUUACGAUGUUAUUAAUCCAGCAAAAGCGAAUCACUAUUUCAAGAUUUUCAGUAAGGAUAAACCAAAAUAUACACCCUCAGGUAACUAUCCGGAAUAA
This is a messenger RNA of Adineta ricciae, 2427 nucleotides long. The record is from the annotation of a GenBank genome assembly. NCBI's taxonomy places the organism in Eukaryota, Metazoa, Rotifera, Eurotatoria, Adinetida, Adinetidae.